Molecule: messenger RNA, 1136 nt
Organism: Saprolegnia parasitica CBS 223.65
Lineage: Eukaryota; Oomycota; Saprolegniomycetes; Saprolegniales; Saprolegniaceae
Exons: 7
Coding region: 1-1056 (351 amino acids)
Biological process (GO): transmembrane transport; calcium ion transport
Cellular component (GO): membrane
Molecular function (GO): monoatomic ion channel activity
Source: RefSeq, a predicted model, not a curated record
AUGGUGUCGCGACGUCAGUAUAUUCUGAGCAACUACAAGUGGCAGCGCCUCCGCGCCGAGACAUCUGGGGCGCCGCGCGUGCUCCAGAACGAAGCUGUGUCGACGCCGCUCUUGACGACCCAUGCGCUUGUCUCGUUGCCGUCCGACCUCGUCAAGCUCGUCCUCGAUCGUCCGUCGGUGCCGAGUGGGACGUGCAAGACCUUUACGGCAUCCUCGCGGUCGCCAAUGCCAAGCACGGACGUGCCCAUUGAAGCCCACGUGUCGUCGUUGGCCCUCGUUGUGUACAACACAAAGUACAACCUCCUGUACUGCGUCCUCGGUGGCCUCGGCUGUCUCUUGCUCGUACCCGCGCUCUCGGUGCGCGGUCUCCGCAUCGUGUGCUAUGCCCUCAUGCUCUUGGACGUCUGCUUCCACCGGACCCUCUCCAACGCCCUUUUGGCCGUCGAGCAGAACCGCAACUCGCUCGUUCAGACGUUUUAUCUCAUUUGCGUCGUCGUGUACAUCUACACGGCGGUCGGCUACAUGCUUUUUCAUGACCACUACGGCGUCCUCGACGAAGCCAACACGGGCUGCCGAACGCUCAUGGAGUGCGUCAUCACGCACUUCAACCAAGGCCUACGCCAGGACAUUGCGUCCGUCAUGCACAUUGUGUCGUGGCAAAGCAACCCAACCAUCUCGGUCCUCCGUCUCGGGUUCGACGUGUCGUACUGGCUCAUCAUUUGCGUGCUCUUGCUCAACAUCAUCGGUGGCAUCAUCAUCGACGCCUUUGGCGAGCUGCGCGACCACCGGUCGUCGAUCGAGAAGGACAUGGAGAGCAACUGCUUCAUCUGCGGCAUCGACAGCUUGCAGUUUCAGCGCCAUGGCGAUGGGUUUGACUCGCACGUUCGCCACGACCACAACAUGUGGCAGUACAUGUUUUACCGCCAGCACCUCUACGAGAAAACGCGCCAAGAGUACACGGGCCAAGAGAGCUACGUCGCGGGUCUCCUCAUGGCCGGCGAAACGUCGUUUUACCCCGUCGGCAAGGCCAAGCGCUUGAGGACGACUGCGUCAUGAGUCGUUGCCCGAGAUCGUUAAUUACAAACGUCGACGGCGCCUUGAAGUUUGGUUGACCGCUCACCCUGGAUAGCCAGCAC